AAUGGUUAAUUUCUGAAUAAUAAUUUCUGUUAUUAAGAAGAAGAAACUGUAUGAAAAACUAGAGAAACUGAAGCGGAGUCGGAAUAGAGAAACUACGAAGGUAAUCGAGAAAUGUCACGCGACAGAACAAGCCGCUCGCAAAGCUCUCAAUUCGAUGGUAGACGAGAAACGGAAAAGAGCUGCCGAGAUUAGCGAGGAAUCCCGCCAACUGAAGUUAAUAUUGAUUAAGCAGAAAGAAGAAGAUGCGCGAAGGAAAACUCAUCUGGUUCAAGAAAUUAAAACGCUUCAAACGUCACGAUUGAAACAAAUAAAAAGUUACGAUCCUACAAAAUCGAGCGGUCUAGGAUUCCUAUGUGAAAUGUCCUUGACUGAGCUAAAAGAACAAUUAUUGUCCACAAAGAUAAAGCAAAACGAAGAAAUUGCACGUCGAAAUAUGCUCGUUCGACAGGAAUGUGAGAGGAGGAAGAACUUGAUGAAAAAUUGUCAACAGGUUCUCGAACGGCACAAAGUUAUUAAUUAA
Molecule: messenger RNA, 520 nt
Organism: Pogonomyrmex barbatus (red harvester ant)
Lineage: Eukaryota; Metazoa; Arthropoda; Insecta; Hymenoptera; Formicidae
Source: RefSeq, a predicted model, not a curated record